AUGGCUUCCUCGGCCCCAAGCCAAACGUCGGCGACAGCGUCAGCUUCAACCUCGAAACCCAAACCCUCACAACCCCCAGUCCCAAUUCUCUCCUCACAAUUCGCCCGCGUUUAUGCUGUCGCCCACCCAGCGCUCCUCCUCUCGCUUGUGACUUACCGAUUCAGCUCUGUCAUCGAUCAUCCCAUCAGCGAGCUCCUCAGCGACAUCCCGUACCUCGUGGCACUGCAGGUUGUCUUCGUCAUGGGCUGUCUCCCACCGGCCGGGAGCGAGAAAGAGAGCUCGAGCUCCGGAACAGAUGACACCAAGAAAAAGGUGCCCGGCAGCGCUCCUAGACGUCGAGGGAAGCCGUCCGGCGCUGGAUCGCCGUGGUCGGCUGGUCUGAUACAGGUUGUUUGGAAAUUAACGCCCGCCCUCCUCUCCCUAACUCUAACAACACUCCUCGCGACUCCUGUGCUCGCCUUUCUCCUCAUCCUCUUCGGCGCCCCGCUAACAACCCACCACGCCCUGACCUUCCUUUGCGCCGCCCACAUGGCGCUCCUCUCCUGCUUCCCGCUCAUCUACGCCCACGGUGUCGAUGGUUCCGUCUGGAGGGAGAUCUGGGGUGCUUAUAGACCAAUGGAUUCCGUUUGGGGCGGCGCCCUGGGAGCCUGCUUCGGGGCUUGGAUUGGGGCUGUGCCGAUUCCGUUGGAUUGGGACCGCCCGUGGCAGGCGUAUCCGAUCACAAUUCUUACAGGUGCUUAUAUCGGGUAUGCUCUUGGUGUGCUUUUGGGGAGAGUUCCGGGGGUGUUUGGGAAGAAGAUCGAGUUUGCGCCGGGGCCAGAAGAUGGUGAACAGGAGCGGGAUAUUAAAGUUGAUUAG
Molecule: messenger RNA, 858 nt
Organism: Aspergillus puulaauensis
Lineage: Eukaryota; Fungi; Ascomycota; Eurotiomycetes; Eurotiales; Aspergillaceae
Gene: GPI11
Product: PIG-F family protein
Exons: 3
Coding region: 1-858 (285 amino acids)
Biological process (GO): GPI anchor biosynthetic process
Cellular component (GO): endoplasmic reticulum membrane
Source: RefSeq, a predicted model, not a curated record